CAGGCUUGAGGGAAAAAUGGCAGCGUACCUACAGUGGAGGCGAUUUGUGUUUUUCGAUAAAGAAACGGUGAAAGACCCGAGUGAAAAUGGGAAGAAUUUCCAACUACCUUUGGGUAUAUCGGCCUGUGAUUCCGGCCGAGGACACAUUGUGCUUGGUGAUAUGGAUGGCCAGAUCUGGUUUUUGAGCCGCUCCCUGCAGCUAUCUAGCUUUCAGGCUUAUAAGAUGCGUGUGGCACACCUGUAUCAACUGAAACAGCACAACAUCCUGGUGUCAGUGGGGCAAGAUGAGCCAGGCAUCAAUCCUCUGGUGAAAGUAUGGAACCUUGAUAAGAGGGACAGCGGCAGUCCUCUGUGUACUAGGAUUUUCCCUGCCAUCCCUGGAAACAAACCCACAGAAGUGUCUUGUCUCAGUGUACACGAAAACCUUAAUUUCAUGGCCAUUGGUUUUACAGAUGGCAGUGUGGUGCUGACUAAGGGUGACAUCACCAGAGACAGACACAGUAAAACUAUCAGCCUCCACGAGAGCAACUGUCCAAUCACGGGGCUGGCUUUCCGUCAGGCUGGCAAAGUCACACACCUAUUUGUUGCUACGUUGGAAAAAGUACAGUGUUACACGUUGUCAGUGAAAGAGUACCCUCGUAUUGAACUGGACACGCAUGGCUGCCCUCUCCGCUGCUCUGCGCUCACAGACCCCUCCCAAGACUCACAGUUCAUAGUGGCUGGAGAUGACUGUGUAUAUUUGUACCAGCCAGAUGAGAGAGGACCCUGCUUUGCUUUCGAUGGGCAUAAGCUUCUGGCUCAGUGGCACAGAGGAUACCUCAUGCUGCUUACGCACAAAAACAAGUCACCCAGCAAAUCUGAUUAUGGUAGCAGAGAGACAUCCCCCACAGAAAAACACAUCCUUACAAUUUAUGACCUGGACAACAAGUUCAUUGCAUAUAGUGCAGCAUUCGAUGAUGUCAUUGACGUUCUGGCAGAGUGGGGGUCUUUCUAUGUCCUAACGAGAGACAGAACAAUGUAUAUGCUGCAAGAAAAGGACACACAGACCAAGUUAGAGAUGCUUUUUAAGAAGAACCUGUUUGUGAUGGCGAUUAACUUGGCUAAGGGUCAACACUUGGAUAAUGAUGGUCUUUCUGAGAUAUUUAGACAGUAUGGAGACCAUCUCUACAUUAAAGGAGAUCAUGAUGGCGCUAUACAACAGUAUAUACGCACCAUUGGGAAGCUUGAACCAUCGUAUGUAAUCCGAAAGUUUUUGGAUGCACAGAGAAUACAUAACUUGACAGCGUACCUACAGGCUCUCCAUAGGCAGUCUCUGGCAAACGCUGACCACACUACUCUGCUGCUUAACUGUUACACCAAACUGAAGGACAGCUCCAAACUGGAGGAGUUCAUAAAGUGUAAAGAAGGUGAGGUGCAUUUCGAUGUUGAGAUCGCCAUCAAGGUGUUGCGCCAGGCUGGCUAUCACAGUCAUGCCGUGUUUCUGGCAGAGAGACACGUGCAUCAUGAAUGGUAUCUGAAGAUCCAGCUUGAGGAUUUGAAGAAUUAUCAGGAGGCUUUGCGCUAUAUAGGAAGGUUACCAUUUGACCAGGCAGAGAGUAAUAUGAAGCGUUAUGGUAAAACUCUGAUGCACCAUGUGCCUGAGAGCACCACCAUCCUCCUAAAGCGCCUCUGCACAGACUAUCACCCCAUUAAAGACUCAACUGACCGUGACAGUCUCGACAGGACUGUGGGGAACAAGGCCAGUCCAGAGGAUUUCAUUCCUGUCUUUGCCAAUAACCCACGAGAACUGCGAGCGUUCCUGGAACACAUGAUAGAGGUGGAUCCGUUGUCUCCUGAGGGAGUUUACGACACUCUGCUAGAGCUUAGACUACAGGACUGGGCGCAUGAACAGAACCCAGAGAGGAAGAAGGUCCUGCAGGAUGCAGCAUUGUCCCUGCUGAGGAGUGACAACACUGUGUUUGACAAGGCCCUGGUCCUUUGCCAGAUGCACAAUUUCAAAGAAGGAGUGCUGUAUCUUUAUGAAAAGGGCAUGCUGUACCAGCAGAUCAUGCAUUACCACAUGCAAAACGAGGAAUAUGGGAAAGUUGUAGAGGCUUGUAAGCGCUAUGGGGACAAGGAGGUGUGUUUGUGGGAACAAGCGCUGGGCUAUUUUGCACGCAAAGAAGAAAAUUGCAAGGCCUAUAUUAGCGAAGUCCUGAAGCACAUUGAUAAAAAUAACCUGAUGCCUCCACUUCUGGUGGUGCAGACCUUGGCCCAUAACUCCACAGCCUCACUGUCAGUCAUAAAAGACUAUUUGAUAAAUAAACUGGAGAGAGAGACACAACAGAUUGAGGAAGAUGAAAGUAAAAUUAGACAGUACAGAGAGGAGACGGCCCACCUCCGUGCCGAGAUACAGGAACUCAAAUCCUGUGCAAAGAUUUUCCAGAAGACCAAGUGCAGCAUGUGUAACAGCCCACUAGAGUUGCCAUCUGUGCACUUCCUGUGCAGUCACUCCUUCCACCAGCACUGCUUAGACAGCUUCGCUGAGAGUGAGGCAGAAUGUCCCACUUGCACCCCUGAGAACAGGAAGGUUAUGGAUAUGCUUCGCGCACAAGAUCAGAAACGAGAUCUGCAUGACCAUUUUAACAGACAGAUGAAAUGUUCUAACGAUGGCUUCUCAGUCGUUGCUGACUAUUUUGGCCGGGGAGUGUUUAACAAACUCACUCUGAUAACGGAUCCUCCCGGAGGCAAGAGUGGAGCUGGGAAUCUGGAGGCUGAAUUUCACAGAGAUCUGCUCAUAAACACCAAGAGGAAUGCUUGAGAGCUGGACUGCAAUUUAAAUGAAGCACCCCUGAGAAAAGCUGAUCUAGGGUCAGAUAUCUGACUUUCCACAGUGGUCUUGGUCUAUAUGUGCAAAACAUAAAGCUGAUCCAGAAACAGGUCUACGCUAAUUUUAACACCCUUAAAACAAAUCCAGAUAAACCCCCUCACCUCCUAUGAUUCUGAUCUGUAUACAGGCUGGAUAGUAGAGCAAGAUUGUAGUUCUUGUUGGAUGAUUUAAUAUAUCUAUUCUGCAAGAGCAGAUCAACAUAGAGGAAAUAGAGAUAACAUCAAGGAUCAAAAACAGGACUUUGAGGGUAAAGAUAAAGUGCAAGUAAUUGCAGUUCUACACUGUUAUCUUGACAUUUUCAAGCCUAAAAUUAAACUUGCACAGCUGUUUUGUAGCCCUUGAUGAGUUAUUUGUGAGAUGUAAAGUAUUGCAGCCCUUCAUUAUUGCAGAUAUGUUACUUAGAAAGAUUUUGCUCGCAAGUCAACGAAUAAACUAUAAUCAAUGUCAAACGCCUGUUAAAAUGUACAUGUAAUUAAUUUAAACAUAUGUAAAACACAUUAUUGUUCACUAUGUAAUUACACUUCUUAGAUGUUUGAUCUGAUUGUUCUUAAUUUGUCAUGUAUAAAUAAAAGUCUUACUAAUACACUG
Molecule: messenger RNA, 3457 nt
Organism: Myxocyprinus asiaticus (Chinese sucker)
Lineage: Eukaryota; Metazoa; Chordata; Actinopteri; Cypriniformes; Catostomidae
Product: vacuolar protein sorting-associated protein 11 homolog
Exons: 16
Coding region: 17-2800 (927 amino acids)
Biological process (GO): intracellular protein transport; endosome organization; vacuole organization
Cellular component (GO): HOPS complex; endosome
Molecular function (GO): protein-macromolecule adaptor activity; protein binding
Source: RefSeq, a predicted model, not a curated record